Messenger RNA from Cylindrotheca closterium, 1431 nucleotides. Lineage: Eukaryota; Bacillariophyta; Bacillariophyceae; Bacillariales; Bacillariaceae. The record is from the annotation of a GenBank genome assembly.
AUGAUGGCUGAGGAGGAUACUGACGAAACGACACGAGAAGACGAAGCAUUUUUUUCCAGAACGAGAGAAUCAUGGUUCAAUACCAUCGCUGGAGUCAUGGGCAAUGUUCUCGAAUGGUAUGAUUUUGCUUUAUUUGGCUUCUUUAGCGACAUCAUUGCCCAAGUAUUCUUCCCUCCAGCUCCCGAUAAUGACCAAGGAGGUGUCACGAACAAUAACAGCAAUCUGAUCAUUUCCUUUGUCAUUUUUGGCGGCGGCUUUCUCGUGAGACCGAUCGGAGGUUUGGUGAUUGGCUAUGUGGGAGAUAAAUACGGUCGAAAGCAAGCCUUGACGCAAUCACUCUUUCUCAUGGCCAUACCAACAACACUUAUGGGGUGUCUUCCUAGUUACCAAACUGCCGGUAUCAUAUCUCCCAUUUGCCUCUGCAUAUGUCGGUUGCUACAGGGAAUCAGCGUAGGAGGACAAUUACCAGCAUCGCUGGUGUACACAGUAGAAAGUAGAGAUCCAUCUCAAUGGGGAUUCUAUGGAGCCUUGCCCAUGAUGGCAGCUAAUUCAGGUACUCUACUCGGAAAUAUUGUGGGAGCAGUCAUGAAAGACACCUUGACGAGGGAGCAACUUGUCAAUUGGGGAUGGCGGAUUCCAUUUUCUUCAGGAAUUCUGAUUGCAUUAGUUGCGCAAUGGUUGAAAAAGUACGGCGCCAAUGUCCGCACCACGGCAGGGGUCCAUGACGGGGCGGAUGCGCCAAUUCAAAAUCCAAUUCGGCUGGCUUUUGCCAAGGGCAAUCGAGUAGCCCUCUUGAGUUCAUCGCUGGUUCCCAUCCUUUGGGCUGGAGGCUUUUUCUUGACCUUUGUAUGGAUGGUGAUUUACAUGAGUCGUCUGUUAGAUCCGCCUAUUCCUGAUGCCUUUUGGAUCAAUGCCACAAGCAUGGUACUCGGACUUACAUUGAUGCUGCCCGUCGCUGGAGCCUUAUCGGAUAGGAUUGGUCGAAUACGCGUCAUGUCAGUGGCAGCAAUUGGAUUGACUAUAGGUGGUCCUAUUUUGCUCCUGCUUAUUUCACAAGGAAACGCCCAUGUCGCCUUUGGAUGCCAACUGAUAUUGGGGCUCCUCUUGAGCUUUUUCGGUGGACCGUUGUCAGCAUGGAUGGUGGAAAGCUUUUCAGCAGAGGUGAGACUAACGUCGGCAUCACUAGGCUACGAUCUGGCUCAUUCUAUCGUGGGUGGGUUUUCACCAGCCAUUGCUACAGCCUUGUACGACAGCUGCGGGCAGACAUGCGCUGGAUCAUUGUAUACUAUUUUUGGUAUGAUCUCGUUGGUGGGAUUGUAUCUAAACUUCUUUUGUGGAAACGGCCCAAAGCGACAACUCGAAGAACCGGUGUCGAUAGAUAUGGAAAGGGAAGAUCAUGAAACCACACAAGAGCUACCAGAAUUUACAUAG